Molecule: messenger RNA, 1671 nt
Organism: Aspergillus niger
Lineage: Eukaryota; Fungi; Ascomycota; Eurotiomycetes; Eurotiales; Aspergillaceae
Exons: 9
Coding region: 1-1671 (556 amino acids)
Source: RefSeq, a predicted model, not a curated record
AUGCCACUGAGAGUAGCGGAGGAUGGAAAAAUAAUGGUCGGCGUAUCCUACGCCUUGAGGGGCCUUGGCGUGCGAGGAGGGGAGGAUGAUGAAUACCUCAUUGAGAAGUGGCCCGUGAACAACUCUAGCGAGAUAACUACAACUAAGGUCCCUACAAUCCUCCAGCAUGAUCCAGUCCGGUGGGGAGCCCAGGUGAUAGCAGACACAGAAAACUGUUCAUCACUUUUCAAACCAUUGCUUGAACCUAACUUUGAUCGGGAUAACCAUCCUUAUGCGUUUUGGAACUCCACAGUCGGUCACGGAGGGUUUUCCUUACCGGCCGACAAGACGGCAACUGACGUUAUAAAAGAUUACCUGGAGUUUGUCUGGAUGUAUUCAAAGAGAAUAAUCUCUGAUAAUACCCGCAAAGGGCUUGAUUAUCACCCCGUGCACUACACUAUCACUGUCCCGGGAAUAUGGGCAAGGGAAACCCGCAAAGCACUGGAACAGAUCGUCAAAGCUGCCGGGCUAGCAACGAAAGCGAGCGACAUAUUGACCAUGAUUCCAGAGCCCAUAGCGGCAGCCGUUGAUGUCUUCAGAAAGAAGGCAAACACUUUUCGGGGUGACGACGUCAUGCUCGUAUGUGAUAUUGGCGGGGGAACCAUCGAUGUAGGAUCGGUUCUUAUCCGUCAAACUGUGUUUGGCCGCUACAUUCGGCAGCUCGAGCCAACCCGAGGGAACCUUGGCAUGUUAUCAGUGGAAGCGGCUUUCUACAGGACAAUGGUUUCGAGGUUUGGGAACGCUUUCAUAGAUCAGGACGCAAAAUUCAUAGGCCCAAGCAGUGCCUUGAUUCGCGGGUUCCGGAAUUGCUUCGAGAAGUUCGUCCCGGAAAAUCUAGAGGAGCGCGGCUGGGCAUACCGUUUGCCGUUCAGGCCAGUACUAUCGACUAGUAACCCGGAAUAUUAUGACCGUCGCAAAAAGGAGAUCAUCCUGUCCGCUCGAGACAUACAAGUGUUUCUCGACCCCGUUGUUGAUAUGGCUCAUGUUUACUUGGUCGGAGGUGGGGCUGAAAAUGCCUACAUCUUACGGUCAGUCCAACGAAGAAUAAAGAAUGAACACGCGCUAGAUGUUUACACUCCUGACCAGCCGCAACUAGCCGUCGUCAAUGGAGCGGGAGUUUACGGCCUCGAUGACGUGCUCUCUAUCCACAGAUGUCCCCAGUCUAUCGGGUUCGAAUGUGUUCAGCAGUACGACGCAGACAGACAUGGUCAGCCACGACCGGGGCUCCUUACACGAGACCCUGUGGACGGUAGAGAGAUUGUAACCGAGGCGGCGAUCUGGGUAUUCGAUAUGGGGAGGACAUAUCACGAAGGUGCAGUGGAGACAGAAAAUGUUGUGGAAUACUUUCUUGAGAGCGAAUUUGGAGAUCGCCAUAAGAACAUAUUUGUGUCAGGAGAUUUACGGCCACCGGCUUUUGUGACUAAUUUGGACCCUCUUACUGCCAUCGAGAUUCGGUUUAGACAAGUCCCUGCAGGGAAAAAAGAAGUUAGAGAAGUUGGCGGUCGGAGGCAAGUUCGAAUUUGUUACGAAAUUUCCACGACUUUUCUCCCUAUUGACAACAAAAUUGAGUUUGUGGCAAGGAUAGGCAAUCAAGAGAUUGGACGUCGGAUGAUCAACAUGCCCUUUCACUGA